UACUUUUUAUAAUUCUCGUAAGCGACAGUAUUUACCCGGAAGUGGACAUUUCUGUUUUGUUUUGGGGAAAGGAGAACACCUAAUUGAAGUUAAAAUGGAUCUAUAUGAUCAACACGAUGAUGGUCCUGGAUUCGUUGGAAUCAAGUUUUGUAAAGAAUGCAAUAACAUGCUGUAUCCAAAGGAAGAUAAAGAGAGCAGGAAUCUUCUGUAUGCUUGCAGAAACUGUGACUACCAACAGAUUGCAGAAAACCCUUGCAUAUAUGUGAACAAAAUCACUCAUGAAGUGGAUGAGCUGACACAGAUUAUCGGUGAUGUUAUCGCUGACCCUACACUGCCUCGGACAGAUGACCAUCCAUGUCCAAGAUGCGGUCACAAGGAAUCAGUCUUCUUCCAGUCUCACAGUACCCGUGCUGAGGAGGGGAUGCGGCUCUACUAUGUGUGUACAAACAGCCAAUGUAUUCAUCGCUGGACCGAAUAAUCGCUUUGUGGAUAUUUUUAUUGUUCAUUUUUCCUCACAGACAGUUUAAAAUUUCAUUUUAGACUAGCAUAUAAAUGUCAUGUUGUUUUCUUAGUUGUAAUGAUAAUAAUUACUUUCGUGAUUUUUGGUAUUCAAUAUAUAAAUGUGUUCAAUACUAUUGAACAUAUUUAUAUCAUUGUCAUUUCAUUGUAAAAUGUGUAAUAUUAUUUACAAAACUAUUGUUUUGCAUCACCGAUAGUUGUAAAACUGGAAUGAAACAUUUUUUAGGUUGAAAAGAAUAAAAAAAAUCCAUUUUCAUUUUUAGCCAAUAAAAGUUACAUGUAAAACGUGUUGUAGUCCUUUUUUGUUGGUGUAUUAAAAUGUUAUUCUCCUAUUGAAUUGUAUUUUUGUGAUGAUUUGAUCUGGGCAGUGAAGGAGAGUACUUGUGGUAUCACAAAAUAUCAUAAUGCAUGAAAGGUCGACCAGUGGCUUCAGGGGUCACCUUUUUAUUAUAAGUUAUUUUUUUAAACUGUAAGGGCAAUUUCAUGGAAAUAAACAUAUUCUGAUAUAGAAUAAUGAAACUGAA
Molecule: messenger RNA, 1043 nt
Organism: Mya arenaria
Lineage: Eukaryota; Metazoa; Mollusca; Bivalvia; Myida; Myidae
Product: DNA-directed RNA polymerase II subunit RPB9-like
Exons: 5
Coding region: 95-478 (127 amino acids)
Biological process (GO): transcription initiation at RNA polymerase II promoter; maintenance of transcriptional fidelity during transcription elongation by RNA polymerase II; DNA-templated transcription
Cellular component (GO): RNA polymerase II, core complex
Molecular function (GO): zinc ion binding; nucleic acid binding; DNA-directed RNA polymerase activity
Source: RefSeq, a predicted model, not a curated record